AUGGACGCGGCGGAGUCCACCGGCGGCGCGGCGGCGGUCGCGCGGGUGCGCGACGUGCUUCUGGGGAGGAUGCGGGGCAACGGCCUGCCCGCCGCCGCCGCGGCCGACGCGGCGGCGGUAUUCAGGGCGCGCGACGUGCGCGCGUUCUUCGCGAUGCCGCAGGACGCGCGCGACGCUGCGCUGGUUUCGGUGGGCGACAUCCUCCGCUCCGUGAACCUGCCACCGGGCAGCCCCUCGGCGGGCCCGCGGCGAGGGGGCGGCGGCGGCGACGGCGGGCUGCGCCUGCGGGGCGGCAGCCGCUCAGCGGCCGGCAGCGACGGGGGCGGCGGCAGCAGCGACGGCGAGGGGGAGGGGGACGGGGAGGGAGAGGCGGGCGAGGCGGACGCGGGGCCGGGGCUCGAGUUGGCGUCCGCGGCUGCAGUCGCGCCGCCCGCCAGCUGGCAGGAUGUGCGCGGCAUGUUCGCUCCGCCGCCCCGCCGGCACGUCGAGGCUCUGACCGCCCGCGUGCUUACGGGGUCGGCCGCGCGCGGGGCGGCCGGCGCGGGCGAGCGAGAGAGCGGCCCUUGGUCCCAAGGCGACGAGGAGGAGGGUGGUUAUGAGUACGCUGGGGGCGGCGCCGCUGCAGGAGGGUUUGAGGAGUUGGGUGAGGAAGGACCAGAGGAGGAGGACUCGGCGAGCACUGUGAUCUGCCCAGCCACAGAGGAGUCUGACGCUGAGGCGGCGGCGCACGACGGGCCCGAGGACGGCGCGGCGGCAGCGCCGCGGGCGGCGCUGGCGGCGCCGGCGGCGACGUGGGCGGCCCCGCCGUUUGGCGCCGGGCGGCCCCUGCCGCAGGGGCUGCUGUUGCCCCAGGAGCUUCGACUGGCGGCGGCCCCGGGGCCGCCGCAGCGGCGGCAGCAACAGCAGCAGCAGCAGCAGCAGCAGCAGCAGCAGCAGCAGCAGCAGCAGGCCCGCCGCCACCUGCGUGCCAGGCGUUCAGAAUCGCCGCUCGCGGCCGGCAAUCCGGAGGACGCCGCCGCCAGCGACGCGGAAGGCAGGCAGUCGUCAGGCGAUGAGGAAUGGUACGACGAGGCGGACCUGGCGGGCGCCGGCUGGUAUCCGGACCGCAGCCUGAGCCCAGACUCAGUUGACGCCGCCGCGCAGCGCCCACUCGCCGCCGCCGGACGCCUGGGCGGGUUUGCGCGGGCGCCCGGGCCGGGCACCGACGGAGGCGGCGAGGGGGGCAGCGGGAGCGGGGGCGAGGGCGGGAGCGAGGGCGGGGGCAGUUCGCUGCUGUAUGAUGAGUUUGAGGACGGCGACGGCGGCGACGAGCACGAGCAGCGCCGCGAGGCCGCGCGCCUGCUGGCCCAGGAGGACGGCUACACCCCGACCGACUGGCCGGCCCUCGCGCCGCCCCUCCCCGACGGGCCCCACCCCUGCGGGCCGGCCGUGGCGUACGCGGGCGCCGCCGCGGCCGUGCUGUGGCUGUGCGCGUGGUGCGCGCCGGCCGGCGGCGCGGGGGGCGGCGGGGCGCGGGCGGCGGCGCGGGGGGUCGUCGAGCACUGCAUCGACGAGGUGCUGGCGCGGCAGGGCGCCGCCGCGGCGCGGUGGCGCAGCCGGGAGCCGCUGCAAGGCGUGUAUGACGUUGCGGCCGAGCUGUACGCCGGGUUCGAAGACGUCCUGUUCUUCGCCUCGCAGGCGGCAGCGGCGCGGCCGCCUGUGAGGCGCUCCGCGCAGCCGGCGGAGGAGCUGAUGCGCUGGAUGGAGGACGCCGCGUGGAUUCACACCUGCAUGGUGGCGGCGGCGUCCGACGUGGGUCGGCCCGCGCGAGCGGGGGCGGGGCGGGGCGCGGCGGCGGCCGGGGUGGAGGUUUGGGUCCCGGCGCAGCUGGUCAUUCGCGUUGCUUAG
This is a messenger RNA of Monoraphidium neglectum, 1887 nucleotides long. RefSeq lists its product as hypothetical. NCBI's taxonomy places the organism in Eukaryota, Viridiplantae, Chlorophyta, Chlorophyceae, Sphaeropleales, Selenastraceae. The transcript has 2 exons. The record is from RefSeq and is a predicted model, not a curated record. Bases 1 to 1887 code for a protein of 628 amino acids.